Carassius gibelio (silver crucian carp) is the source of this 1847-nucleotide messenger RNA. RefSeq lists its product as uncharacterized. The record is from RefSeq and is a predicted model, not a curated record. The transcript has a single exon. Lineage: Eukaryota; Metazoa; Chordata; Actinopteri; Cypriniformes; Cyprinidae. The annotation marks the transcript as partial.
CGUGGCUCUUGCGGCUGUCCGUCUCGUUUCCCGGGACUCUCGUUUUGAGUACAGCGAGGCUCGCAUUGUGCAUUUGAAUGAGAACAGGAGCGCACAGCGGCGGAAAACAAAGACGCAAAGGAGCAAGCUGGCUGCGCGGCGGGGGAUGCUGGGCACAAUAGCGAAGACCACACUCUUCUGCUUCAGGAGGACCGUGUUGCAAUAACAUUUCCCCCCAGACAAACAAGCCUCGCUGCGGGGAACAGGAAUUUGAAGCCGGACUUUACUUUUCAGGCAAAUAUGAGGACGGGCUUUGAACUGGACGUCUAGGCGACUUUUAGGAUUUUUAGAAAGCGCAUAUAGUCAAAUGACAGUCUCAAAAACGCACCGGCACAGCAAAGGAAAAUCAGCUUGGAUUUUGGGCACCACAGCGAUUUUGAUCUGAUAUUGUUUAUUAUUAUUAUUAUUAUUAUUAUUAUUAUAGUCAUUAAUAUUAUUAUUAUUAUGUGCUCUGGAAAUCACCAGCUGUGGGUGAAAUCACGCCAGGAACAUAUUUGACUUUGUUUAUUGUCAUAUUUAAAUUAAUUUUCUUGUAUUUGGGUUCUGAAGAAUGUACGUACUUGAUGGUAAUUACCCGGAAAGGAUGGAGCGGGGCACGCCACAAAGGAAAACCGUAUACAGGAUAUCUUUGACACUAGUGAAAAAAGAAACUCUGCAGGAUGGCGGAGGCUCAGCGCACCGGCGGCUGGAGAACCCUAAAGUGAGCGCGUACCGGCGCGAGGGAGCCGCUGACGCUCAGCGCAGCUCCCCGCUGGAAGAACUGAAAGAAGUGGAGGACGAGACGGACGAGUUUUCUGCACACUCUUACAUGAGGAACUUCAGGACAUUCAGUACUGGACAUCUAGAGUUGGGCAGGUUGAAAAUCUCAAGGCGGGCUCAGCAUUUACACAAAGACAAGGAAUUAAAUGAAACGUGCAUCCUCCCAGAGAAUGGACAGAGCAAGGUCACUGAAAAUGGGGCACUAGUGCACAAAAAGGUUGAAGAUAUUGCUUCAGAAAAUGACAGAUUGAAUUGUGAUGCUGAGCAUGUAGAAAUCUGCAGCAUAGAUGCUUCUAAUAGAGAAAACACAAACAUUCAAAAGAAAAUCCUGAAGACUUCUCGGAGCACAGAGGAACCGGUCAGUACAUGGUUAGAAGAGACCUCUGAGGGUGGCAGGAUGGCCAAAGAGAGCUGCAUCUCUUCUUUGCUGGCAAAAGGGAAUGGUAAAUCGCCCAAACCAGCACCUGAAACCCCUCCGGCAAAGAGGCACCCAAGCCUGUUGCGGCGAAGUUUCAGCUUUCGCCACUGGACGGGUGGAGAGUUGAUCCGCAUACGGGCUCUCUCCAAGAAGAAGCACCACAGCAGCUCGGGCUGCAUUGGCCGCGAUGGAGAAAACAGUGAAGCCCAAGCUGGCGUGGUUCUGCAAAACAUGGCUUUUGCCGAGUCUGAGUCCACUGAAAAGCGAAACACCUUGGAUGUGGGUGAGGUCCUAAACAAAACAGACUCCGUGACUGAACUAGGCCGCAGGGAGAGGAUGAAGGGCAAGAAUCGAACGCUGGACAACAGUGACCUGCUCAAGCUGUCGGAUAAAGCUUUGAUGGACAAGGAGGGUUUCAUUAGAGGGACAGGCUCCCGUUCCAGUGGACAGGAACGUAAACUCAUCCGAUUCUUCAGUGGUAUCUUUUCAAAGCGAGAUGGGACGUCCACGCCGCUUGGCAGUCCAAGCAACCGGGCUCUCCGGAAGAACGGCCUACUGGGAAGUCAGCGGCGAUCAGAAAUUAGCUACUCUCAGUCCAGCACCGAAAGUGUUAACGGAUGCCAACCGGACG